Penicillium angulare is the source of this 2019-nucleotide messenger RNA. Its product is annotated as type-X family DNA polymerase. Gene Ontology annotation, cellular component: nucleus. The record is from RefSeq and is a predicted model, not a curated record. Gene Ontology annotation, biological process: double-strand break repair via nonhomologous end joining. The transcript has a single exon. Gene Ontology annotation, molecular function: DNA binding; DNA-directed DNA polymerase activity. Bases 1 to 2019 code for a protein of 672 amino acids. NCBI's taxonomy places the organism in Eukaryota, Fungi, Ascomycota, Eurotiomycetes, Eurotiales, Aspergillaceae.
AUGGGUACCAGCAGUGAAUUAAAGAGUAUAUCUCCUGAGUUAAAUUCCUCUGAAACGAUACAAAAGAGUGUGUUCUCGGCUCACCCUACGAUCUUCAUUCUUCCAACUCACGUGUCGCUGGAUGAACUUCAUGAAGUUGAAUUCCGACUCUUCGAACAUGGAGGAAAUUUGACGUAUGACAUUGCUGAAGCAGGUCUUAUCUUGGGCAAGAUCGGUCGGAAGAAGCGUGCAGCGUUGGAGCUUCGCUCACGUGGACUAUUCACGGAGGAGAUACCCGACCUUAACACCUCGCUACCAUCAAUAUCAGGAAUUGAUCAACAACCUCCACUUAAACGUCAAAAAACGCAAGACUCAGAAGUUGUCGUGAAGGCGUCCACUCAAGUCGUGGACCUCUGCACCGACUCUGAAGUCGAAGAAUAUUCGGAAAAGGGUCUUAACGAUUCAUCUCAAUCUCCAGAAUUCAUAGCAAAGAAUGAGGGACAAGUGGUUACAGUGCUCAAGUUGGAUUGGCUAGAGCAAUCAAUUGAGAAAGGCGAACCUCUACCGCAACGCUCUUUUCUGAUUUACAAAGGACGCAAAGUUAUCUCUACCCCCCCAGAUGUCCCGAAACCACCUUCAACCGCGGUAGCCAGUCAAAUCAUGAAAAGGGCAACAGAAGAUGCUUCUGUGGUGAAAUAUCCAACACAGAGCCAUUCUUUUCAUUCUCGACGUUCCAAAGGCCCCACAGACUCAACAGAAAAGUCAAGUCAACGAAAUCCACCCACGCUCUAUCGUCAAACUACAUCUGAGCAUGAUGAAACUGUCUCCCUUCCACCUCAGCCGGAUUGGGUCCAUGAUCAAGUUGGAUUUGCAUGUAUGCGUUCUGCGCCUCUCCAUUCUCCAAAUGAAGAAUUCAUUUCUCAACUUGUAAAGAUCCGCAGAAUCCGCGAACUCACCCUUGAUGAAAUCGGAGUGCGAGCUUAUAGCACAUCCAUUGCCGCCAUAGCUGCAUAUCCGUACGUCAUAAAAAGACCUAGCGAGAUCCUCGCUCUUCCAGGAUGUGACGCGAAAAUCGCAAAUCUCUUCGCAGAGUUUCAGCAGCAUAGGCGCUGUAGCCAUUCCGACAAGGACGGAAAUGUUGCAACGGCAGAUGCCCUCGAUUCCGAUCCAGUCCUGCGAGUCCUGAACACAUUCAAUGGGAUAUGGGGAGUCGGUGCAAAGACCGCCAGAAACUUUUACUAUUCUCGAGGCUGGCGAGAUCUAGACGAUAUCGUUGAGUUCGGCUGGGACUCCCUCUCCCGAGUCCAGCAGAUAGGCGUGAAAUUUUUUGACGAGUUUCAAGCUGGUGUUUCCCGUGUGGAGUCAGAAAAUAUCGCAUCGAUUGUGAAGCGUCAUGCGAACGAUGUGCGACCGAACAAAAGUCGAGAGAUCGAAGCUAUCAUUGUUGGAGGAUAUCGACGCGGAAAGGAGUUGAGCGGCGAUGUAGACAUUAUAUUGACUCACCAUGACGAUGCAGUCACCAGGGGGCUUGUCGUGGACGUUGUUGCAAGCCUUGAGAAGGAAAAAUAUAUCACACACACGCUGUCCUUGCAUCUCACCGCGACCUCGCGCGAACAACAAACUCGACCCUUAGAGAGAGACGAAACAGGAAAGCACUUCGAUGCGCUUGAUAAGGCUUUGGUGGUCUGGCAAAGCCCAGAAGCCGGUAACAAGAGCGCAGAUGAUGUUCAGAAAAAAGAUGAUAAAAAGCGAAACACCAAUCCUCACUGCCGUGUUGAUAUUAUUAUAUCCCCCUGGAGGACAAUCGGAUGUGCGGUCCUUGGUUGGACUGGUAGUACCACGUUCCAACGGGACUUGAGACGGCAUUCUAAAAAGGCGCAUGGCUGGAGAUUCGAUUCCACUGGUAUCCGUGAGCGCAGUUCGAGUGGCCCAGUAGUGGACUUAGAACACAACGGCAACACCUGGGAGGAAAGAGAAAGACUUGUGAUGGAGGGCCUAGGAAUCGGAUGGAGACCACCAGAAGAACGAUGCUCCCGAUAG